UUUCAGCUGCUAUAUAGCUACUUCUCUCUUCUCUCUCUCCCUCCUCCCUCCAAUUAGGGUUUCCACUUUGAGAGAGAUUAUCAUAUCUCCCUUCCAGAGACAAAUCUGUGUUACUCCUUCAAUUGGCUAAGGCUAGGUAACUGGCUAAGAGGCUAGCUACUAGAUAUAAUAUCUAUAUAUAUCUUGGAAGGAACAAAGAACAGCUACAGGCUACAGCUCUUAAUUUCUCGCAAGAGCUCCUCCACAAGGGAAAAAGAGAUUAGCUUUGGUGUGCAGUGAAAAAUCAAAAUGGCAUCCUCCAGCUCCUCCUAUAACUCUCCCUGUGCUGCCUGCAAGUUUUUGAGGAGAAAAUGCAUGCCGGGUUGCAUUUUCGCACCUUACUUCCCACCGGAGGAGCCCCAGAAAUUCGCCAAUGUCCACAAGAUCUUUGGGGCCAGCAAUGUGACCAAGCUUCUCAACGAGCUCCUGCCUCAUCAGCGAGAGGACGCCGUGAACUCCCUGGCCUAUGAGGCGGAGGCACGUGUCAGGGACCCGGUGUAUGGGUGUGUUGGAGCCAUUUCUUUCCUCCAAAGGCAGGUCCAGAGGCUCCAGAAGGAGCUUGACUCUGCCAAUGCUGACCUCAUCCGCUAUGCCUGCAACGAAAUCACAACAGCAACGGUGUUGCCUCCGCCUGUUUCUUUACCAACAGGGCUAAAUUCGGUGAUUCAGCCUAAUAUGGCUCCUCGGAGAAGGUCGGUUGAUCAUCAUCCUCAUCACCAGUUUUACCAACAAAUAAACAAUGCUAGUACUACUGGAGGAGCUUUCUCAGCUCCCUAUCUUCCAUGGAAUGAUAUUCAUAACCGGUCCGGGGACAUUAACGAAGGAGGAGGAGGAGGAGGAGAUGGCAGAAUGUGAAGUGAGAUUUGAGACCCUAGCUAGCUCAUCACAAUAAUUGACAGAGGUAAAUAAAACCCAAUUUAGCUAGGGUUUGGUUUCUGAUAGCACUCUAUUGGUGGUGUCAGGCAGGUCAUGUGGUGUUAUACAUAUAUAUGCUUAUUAGUUGUAGAUGUACUCAGUCAGCAGGGUCUCUAGCCUCACGUGUAGUGGUUACACUACUCUUCUAUAUAUAAUUUCGUGCGAGCUAUAUUUAUAUAUAGCCAGAUGGCUUUAGUAAUCUCAUUGUUUCCAAGUAUAUAAUUUGGUGGGUUCAGUGCUAGCUAUAUGUAUGUAUAUACCUAAAUUAUGUCAACCUAAAUAAGCAGAGAAACUUAGUUGCAAGGGGCUAACACUAUUUUACUAUUUUCGGCCAAUAACGUUAUAUCAUAUAUAUGGAGAAGUUAUCACUCG
Prunus mume (Japanese apricot) is the source of this 1326-nucleotide messenger RNA. RefSeq names its product Lateral organ boundaries (LOB) domain family protein (gene LOB). The record is from RefSeq and is a predicted model, not a curated record. NCBI's taxonomy places the organism in Eukaryota, Viridiplantae, Streptophyta, Magnoliopsida, Rosales, Rosaceae.